GCGACAUAGCCCUGUGUUGCGGGGUGGGGUGGGGGGGGGGAGGGAGGUUUGUGGUGGCAUUGGGAGACGUUGUGUGCCGUUGUGAAGCCCAUGGAGAGCGGUGUGGAAGACGUUGGGGACUGGGCAGGGCGAGGUGUGGUAGGCGACAAUGACAUUGACAAUGACGACCAUUUGUUCAUGGUUGUUUUUAUUGUUAUACAGUUGGUGAUGCAGUGGAACAAGGCGGCUCUUGCUGUUCUCAAUGCAGUGGCUUCAUCCUGUUCAGCUGCACACCCUGAAAUGGGGGAGGUUCUUCUGCUCCUCGCUGGGGGCUUCCUGCACAACGUUUCCCUUGUGUCCGCCGCCAUGGAAAUCGUGAACAACCGACGGAGGAGACGAUCCAGGAGUAUGUGGGUUCUGGACUGCCAUGGGGGGACGUGGAAAGAUCUCCAGAAGGAGGUGAUGGAUGCGUUCGAGAGGAAAGGGUUCCCAGGGUGCGUGGGUGCGAUUGAUGGGACACAUCUAUACAUCGAGAAGCCAAAGAACGAGCGGGCAGAAUGCUACUACGACCGCACGAGGCAGUUCUCGCUUGUGGCGCAAGUGGUGUGCGAGCACGAGUGCAGGAUCCAGGAUGUUUUCGUGGGGUGCCCUGGAUCGGUGCAUGACUCACGUGCCGUUCGCAUAUCGCACCUUUACAGGGAUGCACAGGAUGGGCGUGGGAUAUUCCAUGGUGGCACAUCCUUUCUUCAUGAUGGCACACCUGUCCGCCGCUACGUUCUCGGGGACGCAGGGUACCCAUUGCUGCCUUGGCUGAUGACACCGGUUGGAGGAGACGAGCGCACGCCCCAAGAGGUGAAUUUCGAUGAUUGCCACACGUCGGCGAGGAGUUGCAUCGAACGCACGUUCGCACUUCUGAAGGGUGUGUGGCGAAAUUUCUUGAGGCGGCAAAUCGGCAACAUGAAGACGAUCAUGAAGGAGUUCAUGGCCGUCUGCAUCUUGCACAAUAUGAUGGUCGACAUGCGAAUCGACGUCGACUUGGAUGACCUUGACUCGGAUGACGACGACGAUCAAGCAAACUGUGGAAACUUUCGUUGUCGACGACGUCCGCGUGUCCAGCAGGCUGUCCAGCAGCCCCUGAGGAACCGUCGGGACGGCACGUACGGUACCGCCGAGGGUAGGGUGGCGAAGGCGAGGCUCAUCGCGCACGUCGAUCACCAUGUGCGGGUGCAUGGCCGACUACCUGCCAACCCCUGGAGACAAGCGCGAGCUGCGCCGUAGACACAAACGGGAAACGAUGACAAAAUGUUCUCGCUCUCUCUCUCUCUCUCUCUCUCUCUCUCUCUCUCUCUCUCUCUCUCUCUCUCGUCGUAGAUAGAUAGAUAGAUAGAUAGAUAGAUAGAUAGAUAGAUAGAUAGAUAAAUCUGUCUAUCUAUC
Molecule: messenger RNA, 1413 nt
Organism: Chara braunii
Lineage: Eukaryota; Viridiplantae; Streptophyta; Charophyceae; Charales; Characeae
Source: the annotation of a GenBank genome assembly